CGGAGGUUUUAGUAGGUUUGGUAUUCGAAUGGCUUCUUUGGUGACUCUGGUAGCAGUGGCAGUGGCAGCUCUCCAAGGCCUAGCAGCAGCAGCAAUUUGUCCGCUUAAUUUCGGGGUGCUUGAUGGCUUCAGCUGUGAUCCCGGCGGAAAUUCAUGUGGAACGUGCUCAGACGCAUGGAACAGGCUGAAUUUUGUAGUAGCGGAGUAUGCUCGGAGGACACAGGUGUUCUUGCUCCCUCAGCAAGAUGCCAGCGCUUGCAUCGAUGAGUUUAAGAUGGAAUUACCGGCUAUGGGACAGGAUGCGAAUUUGAGUACGGCUUGUGGAAUCACUGCAUCAGUGUUGAUGGAGAGCUCAGCAAGAUGUCCGCAAAUAAGAACAGUGGCGGAUUAUCGACUGUCCAUCACUCCAGAAGCACUUGAGGAGUUGGAUUCAGCAUGCAGUAGCUUUUCAACACGUCCGGCGUGUGGUAGGUGUGUUAGCCGUGCAACUUCGGCGAGUUCGACGGCAGAGGAGGGCUGCUUGAGGUUUUCGUUUAUUUACGCGGCAGGUAUCGCUAGCAGAACAGGGCCUCUGGAUUCGAUGGUUGCAUCUUGCCUCUUCUUCUUGAGAGACGCAGAUGCACAGGAUCAGCAACGUCGAAGGAGGGUGAUCAUUCUAUCAACCGUGGUUCCGGCCGGUACGAUCCUGGUGGUCUUGAUCAUAGCUAUCUGGUAUUUACGGCGAAGGAACUUGCAGCUACGGGAUAAUGAGCACAGCGACAGAACUUUCAGGAUGAUGCACGGACCAGUGAAGUUCAGUAUCCAAGAGCUGAGGCUAGCCACCGCUGGAUUCUCUUCUCGAAACAAGAUUGGAUCUGGAGGAUUCAGCAACGUCUUCAAGGGAGUUCUGGGGGAUGGAACUCUGAUAGCCGUCAAGAGAUUCAAAAACUGUAGUUCCGCAGGAGAUGCGGAAUUCAUCAACGAAGUCGAAAUCAUCGGCAGCGUUCGCCAUAGGAAUCUGGCAGGACUACUCGGUUGGUGCGUCUCUAGCAGCUCCGAAACACGGCACGAGCGGUUCAUUGUCUACGAGUUUAUGCCCAACGGCAGCUUACAGGAUCAUCUCUCAGUGCCUGGCCAGAGCGUGAUACGUGAAUCGUGGGAACUCAGAAAAGCGAUCAUUCUCGGUGUUGCUCGAGGCCUGGCCUAUUUGCAUGGUGGUGCUGAGGCGAGAAUCAUCCACAGGGAUGUCAAGAGCAGCAACAUCUUGCUAGACGAGAGUAUGACUCCAAGAAUCUCGGACAUGGGGCUGGCGAAGUUCGUGCCUGAGGGGGUGAGCAGUUUCAGAACGGGCACUGUCGGCACGCAGGGAUACGUUGCGCCAGAGUACGUACUAUACGAGCAGCUUACAGACAAGAGCGACGUUUACAGCUUCGGGAUCGUGAUGCUGGAAGUCUUGACGGGAAACAAGGCGCUGGUUCCGCCCUUGUCGACACCAAUAGCAGACUGGGCCUGGGAUUUAAUCCAGAGGGACAAGCUGUGGGACGUGUUCUCUGGAGUUAAACUCGCGGGACUGGCCGACGAGUUCUUGCUGGAGAUGCUACGCUUCCUCUUUGUGGCGUUUCUCUGCGCCCAUCCUUACGUUGUUCACAGGCCCAGCAUGCUCCAAGCUGUGAAGAUGCUCGAGGAUGGGACGGGUGUUCCUCAAAAGCUUCCGGAGAGGCCUCUUGGAUUUGAGGUGGUCGGGAGCGGUGCUUCCAACACCGAAGCAUUCAGCUUGUCAACGAUCAGUAGCAGGGAGUAGCUUCAGCAGAAGGCGAGGAUCUGGAUAUUCUUAUGACCGUUGGGAUGGACGGCUAGGAUUACUCCCGCUCUUUUACUAGCUUCUCCCGGUCUCGAGGAUCUCUCCUAGGCGGACGAACGAAGGGCGCGUAGGGUAGAGCGCCGGAAGAACAAAUUCCGAUUACCAGGUAGCUACUUCCUCCUUGCGGCAGCGUUUGACAGCGAUUUCGCAGCAGCGGGCACGAGCGGAGGAGUUCGUUGUUUCCGUAAGAAAAGCUGCCCUCUUUCGACGCUCACCGGGAGAUUUCUUCGUAGUUUGCUGGAGCGCUCGCCAUCCGACGCCGAUUUAGCGCUGAAGGACACCACGGCGGUUGCGCGGGUCCUCAAGAGCAAGGAUUCGUUCUUUCCGUAAAAAUCCGUAAGAAACACAGGCAACUACUUUCCACUUCGCUGCGGUGCUCUCUUCCGUAACGCUGAAGACUCUAAGGAUCCUCGAUCUGCAACGAAGAGAGGUUCUUUCUCGAGGCAGCAAACAAUUCCACAUUCUUUGAGGUCCGGUCGUGAUGCAUCCAGAUACAGACGAACGACACACAAAAGGACCAGAAGAAGCUCUCGCAUGGCUGGAUGACCUCCUCGCUCUCCAAAAUCUCGAGAAAUGCUCCUGUCCAUCCGGUACGUCUGUUCACCGUCGAAGGAUGGUGCUGUUCUGCAUCAAGUGCCGCCAGACCCUGUGCGAAGCCAAGAAGUCCGAGCACCGUCACGGCCACAAGCUGCUGCACCUGCGCAAGAUUUUUCGUUGCGUGACGGUCAGUGCACAGGACAUAGGAAAGGUGAUCAACGUCCGGAAUGUGCAAGUCAGCUCCGAGAGGGACACCAUACAUCUCAACCGUCAGACUCCAAGUUUCCUGGGGCAGUGUAUGGACUGCUCGCUUCUCUCGGAUGACUUCUACUGCUCGAUCUACUGCAAGAGGAAGCAGGCCUCCCUGGAACUUGAAGGCGAACCAGAAGAAGACAAACCAGUCGAACCAGAAGGAGGCGAGCCAGUCGAACCAGAAGGCAAACCAGAAGGACGCGAACCAGUCGAACCAGAAGGCAAACCAGAGGGUGGCAAACCAGUUGAACCAGAAGGCAAACCAGAGGGUGGCCAACCAGUCGAACCAGAAGGAAAACCAGAAGAAGGCAAACAAGAAGGCGAACCAGAAGGCAAACCAGAAGGCGAGCCAGAAGGCAAACCGGAAGCCUCGAGUUGCUCUCAAGAAGAACGUCCAGGCCCAGGGAGCUGCGUUCUAAAGGGAAAGCGGUCUAGGCGCGGGCGGAGACAAAGCAUGGAAGCCGGGAGUUUCGCUAGAGGCACUGCUGAAGGGGACUGGUUUUACUACAGGCCGGGCUGUCCAUACGCUUUCGUCGACCUCGAAGCAAAGACGGCGGCUCUCAAAGGCAAGCGGGUUCUCUCGACUGAUUCACUCGAGACAGUCUACAUCAAGACGAUGCAGUGAAACGACGGCUUUCGGAGCUUCACACUUCCUUGAGCAGCGUCAGCUCUACUAGGCCGAGCGGUCCACGGGGCUGGAUCUGCGAGGGACGGACAAAGGCCAGAAAGUUCUUGCCGCUGCUCACGCUGAAGCUGUUGGAGGCCAGGGCCGGGGAGUCGAAGGAAACGUUGAAUGCCGGGGAUGAUGGGAGCUGGCGGUCGUAGAGCUGGAAGGAGCCUUUGGUCCCGGUGAAGAGCGUCUUGCCACAGGCCGCAAUGGUGAGGGAGCCAUUGCCGGAAGAUAUGUGCUCCAACUCUGGGGACGAGGCUUCGUUGGUGGUGUUUGGGUAGUCGCACCAGGCCCCCCAAUCCAGAUGGGCGUUCUUCACGACCAGCGAGGCGGAGCCCCUGUCAUUGAUCUUCACCGCGACCCAUUGCCUCGCUCCUGAUCACUCACAGUGUGUGGAUCUUGAUAGGAUUUGGAAGAACUUGCCUUCUUGAGCACUCGAUGAAACGAUCAAAGUCGCCAGGAAGAUGACGCU
This is a messenger RNA of Selaginella moellendorffii, 3771 nucleotides long. Its product is annotated as probable LRR receptor-like serine/threonine-protein kinase RKF3. The transcript is spliced from 3 exons. Gene Ontology annotation, molecular function: protein kinase activity; ATP binding. Gene Ontology annotation, biological process: protein phosphorylation. Bases 29 to 1780 code for a protein of 583 amino acids. The record is from RefSeq and is a predicted model, not a curated record. Lineage: Eukaryota; Viridiplantae; Streptophyta; Lycopodiopsida; Selaginellales; Selaginellaceae.